Molecule: messenger RNA, 1325 nt
Organism: Mercurialis annua (annual mercury)
Lineage: Eukaryota; Viridiplantae; Streptophyta; Magnoliopsida; Malpighiales; Euphorbiaceae
Exons: 2
Coding region: 143-1105 (320 amino acids)
Source: RefSeq, a predicted model, not a curated record
UAUUAUUAUUAUUAUUAUUAUUAUUAUCAUAAUCAUAAUGAUGCCUCUCUUCUUUCAAAUUUCAAUUUAAAUACCACAACCCUUUCCUCCCCUCUCCUCUUCUCUAUUCCUCUCUUUUUCUUGUUAUAAUUUAGCUUUGAAUAUGGAUCCUUCUUCUACAAAUUCUGUGAAUGGAUUUUACUCAUUUUUAACCAGAGGAAUCGAUGAUCUUGAACGUGUUUAUCUCUCCAACAAUUUCAUGUCAAUCCAAUUCCUUCAAAGGGUUCUUUCUUUAUUAAGAUCUUCUCACUCCCAGCUGACUUUACUUGUUCAAAAACUUCAUCUGCCCGUUGGUGAUAAGUGGCUUGAUGAAUACAUGGAUGAAAGCUCUAAACUUUGGGAAGCUUGCCAUGUUCUUAAAUCAGGAAUUUCUGCCAUGGAAAAUUAUUACUCUACUGGUUUCAAUAUCACUUCUUCUCUUGACAAUCAUCGCCGUCUCACCUCUCAAAUCUCCAGACAGGUAAUAAGAGCAAUUUCAGGGUGUAGAAGAGAAGCAGUAGGAUUGGAAGAAGAAAACAGAGGAUUAAUGGAAACAAGAAUCCAACCAUUAUCAUUGAGAUUCGAUGAAAAGGUGUCCAUUGAAUCAAAACUAAACGGGUUCAACGGGUUUAGAGGAGUCCUCUAUGCAAUGAGAAAUGUCAGUUCUUUAUUACUAAUGAUCUUACUCUACGGACUAGUCUACUGCUUCCAAGAAUCAAGCUUUUCAAGAAAUGGAUACGAAGGGUGUCUAUUUUUCGGAUCAGCUUUCAUGAUUUCAACAGCAAGACUGCAGCAGAGAGUGGCAGAAGAAAUAAACCAGAUAAAUGGAAGGCCAGGGGUGUUAUUGUAUGAAUUUAGAAGAUCAAAAAUGGCAAUGGAAGAAUUAAGAGGAGAGCUUGAAAGGAAAAGUGGGCAGGUGGUGGAUUGGGAAACAGAAGUGGAGAUAAGAGAGAGAGUAGAAAAUUUGAGAGGGUGUUUUGGGGUUUUGAGAUCUGGAGCUGAAAAUAUUGUUGGCCAGCUUGAUGAUUUCUUUGAUGAGAUUGUUGAAGGAAGAAAAAAGCUUUUGGAUUUUUGCAGUCAUAGAUAAACACAAAUUUUAUUUUAAUUAAUGAAGGAAAAAAAAUACAAGGUAGAGAGGAAGCAGUUGUUGGGGUUGUUGGUUGUACCUUUUAACUUUUUUUUCUCAUCCCCUAUAGUUUUUAUUUUUUGGUUAAGCAUAAAGUUUCUUUAUUUUUGGUAAUUUAUGCCCUUCUAUGGUAACUGUUGAUUAGAGGUUGGUUACUAUUAAAGUUAAAAGCUUUUCUGUA